UAUAUAUAUAUAUAUAUAUAUAUAUAUAGUAGUUCUACUCCGGAGAAUGAAAGGCUAAUAGACAGGGGGUUUGGUUAGAGAAAUUAAUGGAGAAGCAAGAAAUACAGAGUAAGAGUCAUGUACUGGCCAUACCCGUUCCUGCUCAAGGUCACAUUAACCCAAUGAUGCAAUUCUCCAAGCGCCUUGCCUCCAAAGGGCUCCGCGUCACAAUAGUGAUCUUCUCGAGCAAGGUGCUCAAGCAUACCCGCCGACUUGGCUCGGUCGAAGUUGUGACCGUAGAUUUUGUUAGUUAUGAAGGCAAGCUUUCCUCAGAUGACUACUCAAAACAAUUCCGAGCUGCGGUGACACGAAAAUUGCCAGAACUCGUUGCAGAACUAAACAAUUCUUCUGGGCAUCCAAUAAAUUGCCUUCUGUAUGACUCCCACUUGCCUUGGCUUCUAGACACAGCUAGGCAGCUUGGCCUCACUGGGGCUUCGCUCUUCACACAAUCAUGUGCUGUUGACAAUGUCUACUACAACGUUCAUGAGAUGCAGCUAAAGAUUCCACCAGAGAAGUUGCUGGUAACACUUUCACGUUUGCCAGCACUUUCACCACUGGAGAUUACCGAUCUACCAUCAUUCGUGCAAGGUAUGGAUUCAGAAUCAGAAUCAGAAUCAGAAUAUUCCCUUCUACUGAACCAUGUGGUGGGUCAGUUUUUGAAUUUCAGGGAAGCUGAUUGGAUCUUUAUCAACACUUUCAACACCCUGGAGGAAAAGGCGGUAAACUGGUUGGAUAGUCAAAGGUCAGUAAAGCCAAUAGGACCAAUGAUUCCUUCAUUUUACUUGGAUAGGCAGCUAGAGGACGACAAAGAGUACGGUCCUAGUCUCUUCAAACCUAAUCUGGACGGCUGCAUGGAGUGGCUAGAUUCAAAAGAAACUGGCUCAGUGGUUUAUGUGUCAUUUGGAAGCAUGGCUGCGCUGGGAGAGGAGCAAAUGGCAGAAAUUGCUUGGGGGCUAAGGAGGAGUGACUGCAACUUCUUGUGGGUAGUCAGAGUAUCGGAAAAAAAGAAACUUCCAAGCAAUUUUGUGGAGGAGUCAUCAGAGAAGGGUUUGAUGGUGACCUGGAGCCCACAGCUAGAGGUUCUGGCUCACAAGUCUGUUGGUUGCUUCAUGACUCAUUGUGGAUGGAACUCAACACUCGAGGCGUUGAGCUUAGGAGUGCCCAUGGUGGCAAUGCCACAAUGGACUGAUCAACCAACAAAUGCAAAGUGCAUUGCCGAUGUUUGGCGUGUAGGCGUUAGAGUGAAGGCAAAUGAAAAGGGGAUUGUCACUAAAGAAGAGGUAGAAGGGUGUAUAAGGGAAGUCAUGGAAGGUGAAAGAGGGAAUAAGAUAAGAAGGAACUCUGAGAAAUGGAUGCAACUAGCCAAAACCGCAGUAGAUGAAGGCGGAAGCUCCGAUAAGAAUAUUACAGAAUUUGCAGCAGAACUUGCAAGGAAGUUCCAUGAAACAUGAAAAUGCUUCUAUCAAUGCUGCUUAACAUAACUCUUUGUAUUUCAUCUAUAAAUUCUUAUUAAGCCGUAAGGUUAUACGCGAAAGUUAAAGAAUCAAUCUUAGUAUUAUUCAAUAUUUUU
This is a messenger RNA of Populus euphratica (Euphrates poplar), 1609 nucleotides long. RefSeq names its product UDP-glycosyltransferase 74E1-like. The transcript is spliced from 3 exons. Gene Ontology annotation, molecular function: quercetin 3-O-glucosyltransferase activity; quercetin 7-O-glucosyltransferase activity. NCBI's taxonomy places the organism in Eukaryota, Viridiplantae, Streptophyta, Magnoliopsida, Malpighiales, Salicaceae. Bases 87 to 1490 code for a protein of 467 amino acids. The record is from RefSeq and is a predicted model, not a curated record.